AUGUCGAAAAAGAAAACUAUUGAAGAGAGAUAUCAAAAAAAAUCACAAAUAGAGCAUAUUCUGCUAAGGCCUGAUACAUAUAUAGGCAGUGUGGAAAUGCACACACAGUUUUUAUGGGUAUGGAAUAAAAACAAAAAUCGUAUGAUUCAAAAAAAUAUAACAUAUGUACCAGGAUUAUAUAAAAUAUUUGAUGAAAUAAUAGUAAAUGCUGCUGAUGUAAAAGCAAGAGAGAAAAAUAAAUGUGAAAAUCCCAUGACAUGCAUAAAAAUAGAAGUUAAUAGAGAAAAUAACAAAAUAAGUGUAUUUAAUGAUGGAGAAGGAAUACCUGUUGAAAUGCAUAAAGAAAUGAAUAUAUAUGUUCCUCAUAUGAUAUUUGGAGAACUUUUAACAUCUGAUAAUUAUGAUGAUGAAGAAGAUAGAAUUACUGGUGGAAGAAAUGGAUUUGGGGCGAAAUUGACAAAUAUUUUUAGUAAAGAGUUUAUUGUUCAAUGUGGAGAUGCAAAGAGAAAAAAAGAAUUUAAGAUGACAUGGACUAAUAACAUGUCUAAAUUUUCAGAACCACAAAUAAAGACUUAUAAUGGAAAAGAUUUUGUUAAAGUUACUUUUAAACCUGAUUUAUCUAAAUUUGGAAUGACAGCAAUGGAUGAUGAUAUAGAGAGUUUAAUAUACAAAAGAGUUUAUGAUUUAGCUGGUACAUGCAAUGUAAAAGUAUUUUUGAAUGGUACUAGAUUAGGUGUAAAAGAUUUUAAAAGUUACGUGGAUUUAUAUUUAAAAGAUAAUUCUUCUAAUGCUAAUAGUAAAACACAAAAUAGUAGUUCUGAAACUAUUGCAAAUCAAAAUUUUACGAACCCAGAAAAUAGUGAGGCAAAUGAUCUAGAAGAAAGUCCUAAAAGUAACAUAAAUGGAAACGUUAAUGAUGAUGAAGAAAUUGUAAAAAUACAUGAAAAACAACAUAGAUGGGAGAUCGUUAUAUCUAGAUCAGAUGGAUCUCAAUUUCAACAAGUUUCUUUUGUUAAUAGCAUUUGUACCACUAAAGGAGGUUCUCAUGUCAAUUAUAUAGUAGAUCAAUUAUUAAAUGCUCUUAGUAAAAAAGCUAAUGCAAAAAAUAAAGGAGGAAUGGAAAUAAAGUCUGGUCAUAUAAAAAACCAUUUAUGGGUAUUUGUAAACUGUCUGAUUGUAAAUCCAACUUUUGAUUCUCAAACAAAAGAAACAUUAACUACAAAACCUGUGAAAUUUGGUAGUAAAUGUAUCUUGUCAGAUAAAACUAUUAAUAGUGUUUUAAAAAGUUCUAUUCUGAGUAAUAUUUUAUUAUGGGCUCAAGCAAAAGCACAAGUAGAAUUAAAAAAAAAAAUGAAAGCGGGCUCUUCCAAAGCUAGAGAGAGAAUUAUUGGUAUCCCCAAAUUAGAAGAUGCUAAUGAUGCAGGUAGUAAAUAUAGCCAAGAAUGUACUUUAAUUCUAACAGAAGGAGAUAGUGCAAAAACUUCUUGCUUGGCUGGAUUAUCAAUUGUAGGAAGAGAUAGGUAUGGAGUAUUUCCAUUAAAAGGAAAGUUAUUAAAUGUAAGAGAUGCUUCCUUUAAACAAUUAAUGGAUAACAAAGAAAUUCAAAAUAUUUUUCGAAUAAUGGGUUUAGAUAUUACGGACAAAAAUAAAAAUGAUAUCAAAGGAUUGAGAUAUGGAUCUUUGAUGAUAAUGACUGAUCAGGAUUAUGACGGUUCCCAUAUUAAAGGUUUGUUAAUUAAUAUGAUUCAUAAAUUUUGGCCUAGCUUAUUAAAACAUAAAGGAUUCUUAAGUGAAUUUGUUACACCUAUAGUUAAAGUGCAAAAAGGAAAUCAAGAACAUUCCUUUUUUACAAUAGCAGAAUAUGAACAAUGGAAAGAAAACACCAAUUUGGCAGGAUGGAAAAUAAAAUAUUACAAAGGGCUAGGAACAUCAACAGAUAAAGAAUUUAAGCAAUAUUUUUCAGAUAUUAAAAAUCAUAAAAUUGUAUUUUUAUGGACUGGAGAUAGAGAUGGAGAUUCUAUAGAUAUGGCUUUUAGCAAAAAAAGAAUUGAAGAUAGAAAGGUAUGGCUACAAAAUUUUAUUAUUGGCUCUUACGUAGAUCAUAAAGAAAAAGAUCUAUCGUUUUAUGAUUUUGUUAAUAAAGAAUUAAUAUAUUAUUCAAGAUAUGAUACCGAAAGAAGUAUACCCAACAUAAUGGAUGGAUGGAAGCCAGGACAAAGAAAAGUUUUAUAUGGAUGUUUUAAAAGAAACUUAAAAAAUGAAUGUAAAGUAGCUCAACUAGUGGGCUAUAUAGCUGAACAUAGUGCCUAUCAUCAUGGAGAAUCUUCAUUACAACAGACAAUUAUUAACAUGGCUCAAACUUUUGUUGGAUCCAAUAAUAUUAAUUUUUUAGAACCUUGUGGACAAUUUGGUAGUAGAAAAGAAGGAGGAAAAGACGCAUCCGCAGCAAGAUAUAUCUUUACUAAAUUAGCUAGUUCUACUAGAUACAUAUUUAAUGAAUAUGAUGAUCCUAUUUUAAAAUAUUUAAAUGAAGAAGGACAAAAAAUUGAGCCUCAAUAUUAUAUUCCUGUUAUUCCUACUAUAUUAGUUAAUGGAUGUGAAGGUAUUGGUACUGGCUAUUCUUCAUUUAUUCCAAAUUAUAAUUACAAAGAUAUUAUAAAUAAUAUAAAAAGAUAUAUUAAUAAGGAGCCACUAAUUCCUAUGAUUCCUUGGUAUAAAGACUUUAAGGGAAGAAUUGAAUCAAAUGGAAAAACGGGUUAUGAAACAAUUGGAAUUAUUAAAAAAUUAGAUGAAGAGACAUUAGAAAUAACAGAAUUACCUAUAAAGAAAUGGACUCAAGAUUAUAAAGAAUUUUUAGAAGAAUUAUUGACAGAUGAAAAAAAUCAAUUAAUUAUAGAUUAUAUUGACAAUAGUUCACAUGAGGAUAUUUGUUUUACUAUUAAGAUGGAUCCAAAUAAACUGAAAAAAGCAGAAGAAGAGGGAUUAGAAAAAGUGUUUAAAUUAAAAAGUACCUUAACUACUACCAAUAUGACACUUUUUGAUCCAAACCUAAAAUUACAAAGGUAUUCUACUGAAUUAGAUAUUCUUAAAGAGUUUUGUUUUCAUAGAUUAAAAGCCUACCAAAGCAGAAAAGAUUAUUUAAUUUCAAAACUAGAAAAGGAAAAAAAAAUUAUUUCUAAUAAAGCUAAAUUUAUUUUAGCUAUAGUCAAUAAUGAGCUCAUUGUUAAUAAAAAAAAAAGAAGAGUUAUUGUAGAAGAGUUGUAUAGGAGAGGAUAUGAUCCUUAUAAAGAUAUCAAUAAAUUAAGUAAAAAAGAAAUUUUUGAACAAGAACUAUUAGAAAAUGCAGAAAAUUUAGAGGAUAAUGAGGAAAUUAUUGCUGGAAUUUCUUUAAAAGACUACGAUUAUUUAUUAGGUAUGCCUAUAUAUAGUCUUACCUUAGAGAAAGUAGAAGAACUCCUUGCACAGCAUAAAGAAAAAGAAAGAGAGUUAGAAAUUCUCAAAAAUAUUACUAUUGAAACUAUGUGGCUAAAAGAUAUAGAAAAAGUAGAGGAAGCAGUGGAAUUACAAAGAAAUAUAGAAUUAGCAAAUAGAGAAGAAAGUAAUAAAUUUAAAGUAGCAAAAAGACAAGGAAUAAAUGCAUUCAGAAGGAAAAAAAAAAAAAAGAAAUUAUCCACUGAUGAAUCAGAAGGUGAUACAACAGAUAGUAGUGACUUUAUACUUAAUACAUUAAAUAUAAAAAAAAAAAAAAAAGACAAUAAUAAUAAUAAUAAAAGAUUAAAAAAAGUAGAUGAUAGAAACUAUAAUAAAAGUUCUCUUUUAUAUAAUAGUGAAUUAGAUUAUUCUUUAUCAUGUACUAAAACAUUCGAUGAUACUAAUAUUUCUGAUACGUCACCUAUACUUAAUAGAAUAAUAAAUAAAAAAAAUAUUAAUAAUAAUAAUACAAAAGAAAAUAAUGAUUAUUUUAGUAGUAAUAAUAACAAAGCACUUAACGAGAGUAGUUUUAAUAAAACAAAUAGUAUAUAUAAAUUAAACAAUGAAAAUGAUAUAAAUUCUAGUAAGUAUUCAGACAAAAAAAGUUCAUAUUUUUUUGAUUUAUCACAUGAUAGUGAUACGAAUAAUCAAAAUAAAAAAAAUAUUUCUUCAAAUAAUGUAAAUGAUAAAAAUGAUAUUAGCAAUUCACAUAGCAUUACCCCUAAUAGACAAAUAGAUAUUAGUUUAAUUAAUAGUGUAAAUAUGAAUGAGUUUACUAAUGUAGAUAAUAAUAAUAAUAAUGAUAGUUUACAAGUAGAUAAUAAUCAAAAUAUUACUAUAUCACCUAAUAAAACAAUAAAUAUUAAUGAGUUUUCAUCAAUUAAAAAUAAAUUAUUAGAACUUGAAAAGAAAAAAAAACCAAGAUUAACAUUAGCUGAAAAAAUAAAAAUGAAAAAUUCAGAGAAAAUAAAUACUGAAGAUAAGCAAAAAUUAGAGACAUCACCUACUAAUAAACCAAAGAGCUCUUUAUUAGGAGAUGAUCUAAAAUCAAAAAAGGGAUCCAAUAUUGAUAGCGAAUCUAGUAAAGGAAAUAUCGAAUCAUCGGAAGAUAGUGAAAGUUCAUAUGACAUAUAG
Messenger RNA from Plasmodium relictum, 4605 nucleotides. Its product is annotated as DNA topoisomerase II, putative. Lineage: Eukaryota; Apicomplexa; Aconoidasida; Haemosporida; Plasmodiidae. The record is from RefSeq and is a predicted model, not a curated record. Gene Ontology annotation, biological process: sister chromatid segregation; DNA topological change; resolution of meiotic recombination intermediates. The transcript has 4 exons. Gene Ontology annotation, molecular function: DNA binding; ATP binding; DNA topoisomerase type II (double strand cut, ATP-hydrolyzing) activity. Bases 1 to 4605 code for a protein of 1534 amino acids. Gene Ontology annotation, cellular component: nucleus.